AUGUCUGCUAGUCUUAAUUUUGCUGAAGUGAAACUGUUAUACAUAUGCUAUGAAUGCCAGAGAUCUACUCGAUCAGGAAAUCUGCAACUGAUUACUGCCCUCUCAAAGUGGGUAUUGAAUGAAAAUGGUGUUCUACGCGUGAAGAAGGUCGAGCAUCAUCUGGUUGGAAGUAGCAAGAUCCUUCCAAGGGAGUAUACCAUACUGGAUGAAGUUGAAUAUGCGAUUGAGAUAGAAGAGUAUCAUGAUGGCAAAUGGCGUCCAUUCAAUGCGAAAGACGUUCAGCUUGAGUUUGUUCGAAUUGAUCCUUUCGUGAGGAUUAAUCUCAACAACCAGAAUGGCCGGUUCUCUACUCGUUUCAAGCUCCCUGAUGUGUACGGUGUGUACAAGUUCCUCGUGGACUACAACAGAAUAGGUUACACUCAUCUGAACGAUGUGAAACAGGUAUCUGUUCGUCCAUUGCUGCACACUCAGUACGAGAGAUUCAUCAGAUCUGCUUAUCCGUACUAUGCAUCAUCAUUCUCUAUGAUGGUAGGCGUUGUGCUGUUCUCAUUCGUGUUCCUGUACUACAGGGAACCAGCCAAAGUGACGACAGCAACUACCAAGAAAACGAAUUAG
Molecule: messenger RNA, 615 nt
Organism: Strongylus vulgaris
Lineage: Eukaryota; Metazoa; Nematoda; Chromadorea; Rhabditida; Strongylidae
Source: the annotation of a GenBank genome assembly